Molecule: messenger RNA, 2664 nt
Organism: Vitis vinifera (wine grape)
Lineage: Eukaryota; Viridiplantae; Streptophyta; Magnoliopsida; Vitales; Vitaceae
Exons: 15
Coding region: 193-2385 (730 amino acids)
Biological process (GO): biosynthetic process
Cellular component (GO): eukaryotic translation initiation factor 2B complex
Molecular function (GO): translation initiation factor binding; translation initiation factor activity; guanyl-nucleotide exchange factor activity
Source: RefSeq, a predicted model, not a curated record
GUCAAACAAAUGAAAGAUCCAUUUGAAAGUGAUUUUGAUGUUUUUAGAUAUUGAUUUUAGGAAUUAUAUCUAACUUCUCCGAGUCCGUUCUGGUCCUUCCGGCCCCAAAACCAGAUAUACUGUGUUUCUUUAGGAGCUAUACAAUACAAUCAUUCAUCAUUCAGACACCAAGAAAAGAGGUAAUCAAAGCAAAUGGUUCAGAGGAAAGGAUCAACUAGGGUUUCGGAAGAUGCAGAAGAGCUGGUCCGCGUCCCUCUUCAGGCCAUUCUGUUGGCGGACAGCUUCGCCCAGAAGUUCCGCCCCAUCACCCUUGAACGCCCCAAAGUACUGCUGCCAUUGGUGAAUGUCCCCAUGAUAGACUACACUUUAGCUUGGCUUGAGUCUGCUGGGAUUGAGGAGGUUUUUGUCUUUUGCUGUGCGCAUUCGAAACAGGUUAUUAACUAUUUGGAGAAUUCCCAUUGGGUUUCUUUGCCGCACUUUGAGGUCACCACAAUAGAGUCACACAAUUCUGUCAGUGCGGGCGAUGCUCUGCGUCUGAUUUAUGAGCGGCAUGUGAUACAUGGAGACUUCGUCCUAAUUACUGGAGAUACAGUAAGCAACAUGUCGCUUACACAGGCACUUCAAGAACAUAAGGAUAGAAGGAAGAAGGAUAAUAAUGCUGUAAUGACUAUGGUUAUUAAACGGUCAAAGCCUUCUCCGAUUACUCAUCAAUCUCGACUUGGUACUGAUGAGCUGUUUAUGGCAAUUGAUCCUCACACGAAGCAGCUUCUAUAUUAUGAGGAUAAGGCAGACCAUUUGAAAGGCACUUUAUCUCUUGAGAAAAUGUUACUAGCCGACAAUCCUUCAAUUUCCCUCCACAAUGACAAGCAGGAUUGCUAUAUUGACAUCUGCUCGCCGGAAGUCCUCAGUAUUUUCACUGACAAUUUUGAUUAUCAACACCUGCGGCGUCAUUUCAUCAAGGGAUUGCUUGUCGAUGAUAUUAUGGGAUACAAAAUUUUCACGCAUGAAAUUCACUCAAAUUACGCGGCUAGGAUUGAUAACUUCAGAAGCUAUGACACCAUUAGUAAGGAUAUUAUUCAAAGGUGGACAUACCCAUUGGUACCAGAUGUUCAGUUUUUGGGAAAUUGCGCAGCUAAACUUGAAAGGCAGGGAAUGUACCGAGCAUUGGAUAUCGGGCAAUCACGUUCUGCACAGAUUGGUCCAUUUUCCAUCAUUGGAAAUGGAACCAAUAUUGGUGAUAACACAAAAAUUUCAAAUUCAGUUAUCGGGGAAAGGUGUACUAUUGGAUCAAACGUUUCAAUAGAAGGUUCCUAUAUAUGGGAUAAUGUUACAAUUGAAGAUGGCUGCGUGCUAAAACAUGCUAUAGUAUGCAAUGAUGUAAUAAUGAAGUCAGGAGCAGUUUUGGAACCUGGUGUUAUUUUGUCUUUUAAGGUUGUUAUUGGACAAGAAUUUGUUGUUCCUGCGUACUCAAAGGUAUCUUUACUUCAACAGCCAACAAAGCAAGAUAGUGAUGAGGAGCUGGAGUAUGCUGACCAUAACAGUGGGGUUGAAGAAAUUCCAUCAAUCACCAGUACAGUAGAUAAGUUGAAUGGGGUGUUGACAUGUAAAUUACCUGAGACAGAGGCUUGGUCUACUUCUGAGGUUGGUUCUGGUGGGGUUGGUUAUAUUUGGUCAAUUUGUGAAGGAGGUCAUGAAGAAGAGUGGAGGCACUCUGUUGCACCAACUCCUGCUGAUAAACUUACUGAGGUCAUGCAAGCCACAGAUGAUGACCUGGAGUUAACAACUCAAGGCAGCAAUGUUCUCCUACCUUCUGGAGAGUUGGUACCUGACUCUAACAGUAAUAUUUCUGAAGAUGACGAUAAUGAAGAUUCUAGAGAUGACUCUGUCUACUUUGAGAAAGAGGUAGAAGCAACUUUCCUUAGGGCUGUUCAUGAAAAUGUAAAAGAAGACCAUGUUAUCUUAGAAGUGAAUUCACUGCGGUUGUCAUACAAUAUGACAUCUGCUGACUGUGCUGGUGCAUUAUUCUAUUCAGUAAUGAAAUUGGCUUUAGAAACUCCAUGUAAUUCAAAUAGUGAAUUGCUUAAAAAUGUUGCUAGUGUAAUUACCAGAUGGCAAAAACUUAUAAAGUCUUACCUACAAAGCAUGGAUGAGGAGAUUGAAGUUAUACUGAAAUUUGAAGAAAUGUGUUUGGAAUCUGCCAAGGAAUUUUCUGCAUUGUUUGCACAGAUUUUGCAUAUUUUGUAUGAAAAAGACAUCUUGCAAGAAGAUGCUAUUCUCAAAUGGGCAUCUGAGAAGGAGGGUGCAGAAGAAUCAGAUAGAGUUUUUGUUAAGCAAUCAGAAAAAUUCAUCCAAUGGCUGAAUGAGGCAUCCGAGGAAGAAGAUUGAACAAAGGCCAUAUAUAUGCAUGUAUACAUAUAUAUUCAACAUGGCAGAUAGAUACUUCCAUGCAGGAUAUUCAUGUGAUCUUGAAAGCACAGUUGUAUCUGUGCAUCUUCUUUCAUAUGUAUGGCAGGUUGGGGAAAAACAUUUUGUCCAUCUCUGAAUUUUGAUGGAGCUUACUAUCAACCCUAGAGGAAAAAAUGAGUUGUUUUAUUGAUUACAAGUUUUUGUGAUAGGGUUUUUCCUAAUCUAUGGAAGGCUUAUCAAAUGUUUUUGAACUCGACA